Messenger RNA from Eimeria tenella, 1706 nucleotides. RefSeq lists its product as uncharacterized. Lineage: Eukaryota; Apicomplexa; Conoidasida; Eucoccidiorida; Eimeriidae. The record is from RefSeq and is a predicted model, not a curated record. The transcript has a single exon. The annotation marks the transcript as partial.
CAAACGCGUCUCUGUGUCCUCAGCAAGCUGCUGCAGAGACACCCCAAGCUGCAGAUACACCCCACAGGGGGGACCCCCAGGCCUCCCCUUUAAAGCUGGGGGGCCCCCCAAAAAGAGGGUACAGUGCUGCAGCAGCUCAGGGGGCCCCCCCCUCUAAGAAGCAGCAAGAGGGGCCCCCCUACCCGCUCAGCCAAGGGGGCCCCCCUCAGGGGGCCCCCACCCCUAGGGGGCCCCCAACUCAGGGGGCCCCCAGUCAGGGGGCCCCCCGUUUGAGGGUUUCUGCUGCUGCUCGUUUUGCUGCGCUGCUGGAGGAACUGGAGUUGGCUUCGCAGCCAGUGGCCAGCAGCUGUCGAAGCGGCCGGCUUCCUGCUGCUGCUGCUGCUGCUGCUGCUGCUGGGUCUGAGGCUGCUGCUGGUAAAAUACAGCAGCAGCAGCAACAACAACAGCUGCAGCAGCAACAGCAGCAGCGGAAGAAGACAUGCGAAGGGAAUGCGGCAGAGGAAGAACGUUUGUUACUACAGCAGCAGCAGCAACAGCAGCGUCUGCAGCAGCAGCAGGAGCAGCAACAGCAGCAGCGAAAGGAGCAACAGCAGAAGUCCUGCCCCACAGAGCCCCCCUCAGCUUGCUCAGCAGCAGCAGCACCAGCAGCAGCAAGAGAGGGCUGGCGGUCUAAGCAGCAGCAGCAGCACCAGCAGCCGUGGCUGCAGCAGGAAGGGCUCGCGAGUUUGGGCGCACCAGCAACAGCAGCAGCAGCAGCAGCAGCAGCAGCAGGACCAGCAAAGAUUGAGAAAUGCCUCCGACCUCAUUGGAAUUCUCAGCAGCAGCAAAAGGGAAACAGAAAAGUAUUCAAAAAAGACCAAAGCCAGCUGUUCAGACGGGGGCCCCCCAUGGGGGCCCCUCAGGGGGCCCCCCUGGGGGCCCCUCAGGGGGCCCCUCAGGGGGCCCCCCUGGGGGCUUCUCAGGGGGCCCCCCUGGGGACCCCCAGGGCUUCACUAGGGUACGCGGAAGCUGCUGCGAGGGGGGCCCCCUAUGGGGCCUCCCAGGGGGCCCCCUAUGGGGGCCCCCCGGGGCCUCCCGUGUGUGCAUUUGAAUCUGCAACAGCAGCAGCAGCUAAUGGGGGGCCCCCUGGGGGCCCCCCAGGGCCUCCUGAGGGGCCCCCAGAGACAACAUUUGGGCAGCAGCGCUUUAAGGGGCCCCCAGGGAAAAGGACAGGGGGCCCUCCACAGCAGCAGACGGGGGCCCCCCUUGGGGGCCCCCUGGGGGGGCCCCUAGGGGCCCCCCUUGGGGGGCCCUUGGGAGACCCUGUAGAGAAGCCCCUAUCAUUUGGUGAGCUUGUGAGGCUUCCUCUGCAAUCUGCUGCUGCUGCAGUGGCAGAGGUGCAGCAGCAGCAACUGCAGGAGCAGCAGGAGCUACAAAUGCAGCAGCAACAUAUGCAGCAGCAGCAGCAGCAGCUAGACAAUGACCUGCUAUUCGAUACAGACGACGAAAAUACAGACAGCUGCCAGCAAGCCUCUCCAGAAGCAGCAGCAGCUGCAGCAGGAGCUGCUGCUGCUGCUGGUCUGUGUGCACCUGCUGCAGAAUUGCCGCAGCAGCAAAUUGGAGAACUGCAGCAGCAAAAGCUGACAGAAAUAAACCCCACUUGGGGAGGGGCCCUUUCAGCAGCCACGAGGAACAGAAUACUAAGAUGGGCCAAAAAAGCUUCCUGA